AUGGAGCCCGGGGGUGCGGCCCCUCCCCUACGGGGUCCCCCUCGGGCGCGGGCGAGUGAUGCAGACGGCGGGAUGCUUAUGCCGCGUGGGCCCGUGAGCGAGGAUGUGAUGGCGGCGAUCAGCGAGCGCGCUACCGCCAUUUUCUCCAGCCACAAACACAAGGUCUCCGGCAUGCUGGAGCCGCAGCAGGGCCCAUAUGCUCUCGCGCUUGUGGGCGCGAUGCUCGGGCUUAAUCAAAAGCAGCUAGACUCGGAGCUGCAGCUCACAGCUCGAGUGGGCCGCCGUACACUCAGCUACGAGGAAUUUAUGUCGGCUUGUGAGGCUAUGGUGGCUCUUCACGGGGCGCUGGCGCAGCAGCAGAUCAAACGGCUGCCUAACAAUGACAUGAGCGGGGCUCUGCGGGCCGCGUUCAGCUUGUACGUGAAACUCAACGUGGGCGGUUUUAUGGGCGGAGACCAGCGCAUGAACAGCAACCAGUUCACCAAGAUGUGCCAAGAUGCGGGGAUGAUGGAGCCCAAUGGCCCUGCAAGCAUGUCGACGCUGCAAAUUAGUUGGGCGUCCUGCAAGGCCACGUUUGGCUCCACUCGCCUGCAAUACAACCAGUUCUUGAAGGUGAUUGGCGCCCUAGCAGCAGAGCUGUCGGGCGACGUCUUCCUGCUGGUGGCGGGUUUGGGACUGCAGCUGCCCACCGUGCCGCCUCUGCGCAACGGCUUCCGGAAGCCCGACGCUGGGGAAGUGAACCUGCCGAAGCCGGAGAUGAUGCAGGGCGUGGGUGCCCAUGUGGCGGCGGAGGAGGCCUACGAAAAAUACGUCCAGGAGGGCAGGAUGCCGGAGGGCAAGAGGGGCGACCCUCUGGCUCGGGCAGGUGCAUCGCCCAUCAAGGCGCGCGCCUCUACUAAUGGCGGCGUGCCCAACUGGGUUAAGGCUAUGCAGGCGGACCAGGGGGGCGCUAACCCCAUGACCAGCGGCCAAGACAUCCGUGGCAUCCCCGUCAUUGAGACGCCUGACAGCGACGACGAGAGUCCGCGCAAGCCCCAGCCGCGCAAGAGCGUCAACCCAGUGCCCCCGGACGAGCCAGCCAUCGCGCGCGCAAAGGCCUCGCCCAUGCGCCCCCGCGGCGGCAAGCUGCCCGCUAUGGGUGCCGCCGAGCCGCAAUCGCCGUCCAUGUCCACGGAUUCGGAGCUGCUCAUUCGGGCAGCGGAGGGGCCCAGCUACAGCGGCGGUCCCGGCAACCGCGUAGACGUGCUGUCGGCGCCGGUGGCGGUGCGGCCGCGGGGCGAGGCUGUGCGCAACGGCGUCCACAUCGAACCGGACAGUCCCGGGCAGCUGGAGCCUUCCCUGUUGCCUGCGCCACCGCGCGCGCGCAAGGCCGCGAUGCCGCCGGAGGGCUUCAGGGAGGUGGUGGAGCAGCAGGCGGCUGCGGUUAAGGCGCUGGAGAGCCGCGUGGAGGAGCAGAAGCAGCGGGAGCAGGAGUUGUUUGAGCGAGUGCAGCUGCUCACGGAGAAGCUGACGGACGCACAGGCGGCGGCCGCAGUCACUGUGCAGUCCGGCUGUCCCGGCGCGCAGCUGCCGGACGUGCCGCAGGGCAAGGGCCGCACCGUGGUUUCGGGGCGGUGUCCGCUGACGGAUCAGGUACAGCGGCUUACGGAGCAGAUGGCGGAGGUCUUGGCGAGGCUGAGCGCGCUGGAGAGCAUCCGCAUGCAGCCCAAGGCGCCGAGUGAGCCGCCCCCGAAGCAACGCAACCCCGUGGGGACGCGCACGCCCGAGUUCCCGGACGACCCGCCCGUGACCGCCGUGGCCCCCACUUCGCCCUCAUGGGGCCCGCCGGGGCGCCAUGCUGCGGCGCGGGUUACGGAGCCGGAUGGCCCACGGGUCAUUUCCCCGCUAGAGCCGGUCAACGCAACCCAGGGUGAAUGGAUGAGCCGGCUGCUGCUUAAUUUGGACAAGCGCGUGCGAGUGCUGGAGGGCGCAGCUGGCAAGGGGGAUGCGGACGCGGACGGCGAGGCGCUUGCGGAGGUGCUGAAACAGCUUCGUGGCAUGCACACCGCGCCGUCGCCUGCGCCGCCGGCCCCGCCGCCCCCGGGUUCCUCCGCGGCGUCGCCACCGGAGACGGCCUUCCUGAAAGUUGACCCCAAUAAGCGCAAGAUGGAGAAGGUUGGCGAUGCUGGCGAUGCGACACCAGCGCUGGUGCCCACCGGCGAUCCCGAGCUGGACCGCCGGCUGGCCGCUCUGGCCAACGAGAUGCGCAGCAAGAACGCCACGGUGGGGUUGCUGCUGGACAUGCUCAACCAGACCCGAGGGGAGGUGGCUGCGCUAGCGGCGCAACUGAAUGCGCGCGGCAACAGUGACAGCGGGCCGGUUGUGGUUGGCCAGCGCGGCGCCGCACCAGCCGUUGGCACAGGCCAGCGCAAUGCCAUUCGCGUCGUAGACGGCGGUCUUGUGCCCCCGGAUGCGGGACCGGGUCUGUCGCCGCCGAUGCGCCGCGGCGAGCCGGCGCCGUCAGGUGUCGUACCUCUGGAGCCUCACCUGGAGAACCUCGCCGCCGAGCAGCACGGGCUCAAGCGCGCCGUACGGGAGCUCUGCGCUGCCAUCGGUGUGCCGCCGCCGCCCGCUCUUGCUGCAGCGGAACCGUCGCCGUUGCCGUCGCCGCCAGCGGCGUCGCCGACGCGUGUUGAGCCUACGGCUAACGAGCCUUGGGGCCAGCCGGGCCGCAAGACGAUCAAAGAGGAGACGCAGGAAGUAAAACGGUGCGUGGAGGGCGUGCAGGCCGAUGUUGGGGAGCUACGGAAGCAGGUGGAGCAGAUGCGUGCGGGGUACGGCGAGUGGCCGCAGCCGCUGCGUGCGGAAGCUGCCGGCGGUCCGGCGGCGGCGGCUAUGAUGGUGAUGCCCGGUGCGGCGCCCGUGCAGGCGGUGACGCAGGGUCAGGGCCGGAAUGCAGUGCAGGUGACUGUGGGCGCGCCCAACCUGGCCGCGGAUACGGCCGGCUUUGCUCCGGGUCGCCGUCCACAGCAGCCAGCCGGCGAGCUGUCGAUUGCGGCUCUGCCAGACGCGGAGGUUCGCAACCUGAAGGAUGAGCUGCGCCGUGUCCAGGCCUUUAUCGACGCGGCGCUUCGGACAAACAUUGGCAACACCAACAACCUAACUAACUUCAUCAACGAACACGCUCCGGCCCUGCAGGCCGUGCAGCCGUCCAAGGACGGCCCCACUUCAGUCGGCGGCCGCAACCCCAUCACCGUCACCGCGGGCCAGCUACAGCAGCCCCAGGGCGCGCUACAGCCGCCGGCCAAGCACGGCCAGCUCCCGCUGCAGACUGAAGGGACAUUUGAUGCGGGCGGACUGGACCCCGUUGAGUAUCAGAAGCUCCGAGACCAAGUCCGUACCAUGGCACACUUCUUGGGAGGGCCCCUGGAGCCAACGGCAGCGUCGCCGCCGCCGGCGGCACCGCCUCCGCCAGGAACCUCCGCCGUGCUGUCAGCGGAACCGGAUCGGGUGGGCAUGCAGGCGCCGUGGGGCGCGCCUGGCCGCGGCGGCGGCGGACGCUUCGGCAACGGCGGCACAGUCGUGGAUGGUCUGAGCCAGGUCGGCAAUGAUGUGGAGACGCUCAAGAAGCAGGUAGCGCAGAUGGGCCAGGCGAUGAAGGCGGCGGGCGUGAUGAAUCCGGCAGUGGAGGCGGCAGCGGUGGCGGCGGCGGUGGGCGGCGGAGCUGAGGCUGCCAACGUGGCGGUUCGGCAGCGCAACCCCAUCAACGUCACGGCGGGUGGUGCAGGCGCCGACGGCACCGCGGGCUUUGCAGCCCCUCCGCAAAAGAUCCAGCCUGGUCAGGAGGGGAUGCCUGCCGCGCUGGAGGCCGAUGUGGGCCGUCUGAAGGACGAGGUCCGAACCAUGAAGCACUUCCUGGGGAUGGCGAUGCCUGAUGGCAGCGGCGGCGUAGCCGCCGCCGCUGGCCCCACCGGCCGCGGAGGCGCAGCCGAGGGCGGAAAGGCCGGGCAAGGAGCUUCGGAGCUAUGGGGCCGUGCGGGCCACACUUCACGCGACGUGGACGUAGACCCGGUGAAGCGGGCAGGCGGUUACGCCAACGUGGGGGAGAUGGCGCGCGAUCUGGACGCUGUCAAGCGGCGGCAGGGCGAGCUGGAGGAGGCCAUGCGUGCGGCCAACAUUCCGUUACCGGCCGCUGCGGAGCAGGGCGGUCCGGCAGUGCGCGUCGUGGCCGCGGGUGCCCCGCCGCAGCGCAACCCUAUCAUGGUGUCGCCAGGUCUUGUGGAGCGUCCCGACGCCGUCGGGCUCCGGGCGCCAAAGCGGCCGCUGCAGCCGCUACAUGCGAUCGAAGGUGUUCCUGAGCCUGUUUUGGACCACCUGGGCGCCAUGCAAGAUGACCUGCGCAGAGUGACGGCUUUCCUGGGGAUGCGCUCCGUGUCCACUGACCCCGCCGCGCCACCACCGCCGCAAGCCGAGCCGGUGGCGAAGUCGCCGGUGGCAGCGGCGACGCCGCCUGGGCCGCAGCAGCCGUGGGGCACGCCGCCCGGGCCGCGCGGGGACGAUAAGGAAGGGCCGAAGGUCGACAGGCUGAGCGAUCUGGUCCGUGAGGUGCAAGACAACAAGCAGCGACAGGAGGGCGUCGAGCGAGUGCUGAUGGCAAUGGGGGCGCAGAUCCCGUGGGCGACUGACUACCCGGCAGCGCCCGGUGCGCAGCCUGUGGCGGUUUCACAUCAGGAACCGUCAGGCCAGCAGCAGCGGCAGCGCAAUCCCAUUGCGGUGACGGCGGGCGGUCUGCAGGAGGGCGGAGCCACGGGCUUUGCGGCACCGGCGCGCAGGCCAGGCGCGGCUGUUGAAGCCCCCGAGGUCGCCAAGGCCGUGGCAGUGGCGCCGGCGGAGGGCCGCAACACGGGUGUGGAGCCGUGGGGCGCACCGGGCAGGGAGCCAAGACAACUAGGACAGGAAGUCAAGAACCUGGGUGAGGUGGUUCGUGACGUGGAUCACAACAACCGGCGCAUGGCGCAGCUCGAGGAAGCGCUUCGGGCUGCGGGAAUACCCAUACCGCCGCCGCAACAAGCUACCGCCGUAGCGGUGGCCCCAGCCCAGGAACCGGCCGGCCAGCAGCAGCGGCAGCGCAAUCCCAUUGCGGUGACGGCGGGCGGUCUGCAGGACGGCGGAGCCACGGGUUUUGCGGCGCCUGGGCGGAAGUUGCUGCCGUCGCUUGAAGGCCUCCCCGAGCCUGCGCAACUGGAGCUCGCCCGCAUGGCGGAUGACCUGAAGCGCGUGCAGGCCUUCCUGGGCAUGAGCCCCGCCGGUGUGGUGCCGGUGGCUGCUGCAGCCCCCGAGGUCGCCAAGGCCGUGGCGGUGGCGCCGGCGGAGGGCCGCAACACGGGUGUGGAGCCGUGGGGCGCACCGGGCAGGGAGCCAAGACAACCAGGACAGGAAGUCAAGAACCUGGGUGAGGUGGUUCGUGACGUGGAUCACAACAACCGGCGCAUGGCGCAGCUCGAGGAAGCGCUUCGGGCUGCGGGAAUACCCAUACCGCCGCCGCAACAAGCUACCGCCGUAGCGGUGGCCUCAGGCCAGGAACCGGCCGGCCAGCAGCAACGACAGCGCAAUCCCAUUGCGGUGACGGCGGGCGGUCUGCAGGACGGCGGAGCCACGGGCUUUGCGCCUGGGCGCAAGAUGAUGGCCUUAGAAGGCCUUCCGGAGCCGACCAAGGCAGAGCUCGCCCGCAUGGCGGAUGACCUGAAGCGCGUGCAGGCCUUCCUGGGCAUGAGCCCCGCCGGUGUGGUGCCGGUGGCUGCUGCAGCCCCCGAGGUCGCCAAGGCCGUGGCGGUGGCGCCGGCGGAGGGCCGCAACACGGGUGUGGAGCCGUGGGGCGCACCGGGCAGGGAGCCAAGACAACCAGGACAGGAAGUCAAGAACCUGGGUGAGGUGGUUCGUGACGUGGAUCACAACAACCGGCGCAUGGCGCAGCUCGAGGAAGCGCUUCGGGCUGCGGGAAUACCCAUACCGCCGCCGCAACAAGCUACCGCCGUAGCGGUGGCCCCAGGCCAGGAACCGGCCGGCCAGCAGCAGCGGCAGCGCAAUCCCAUUGCGGUGACGGCGGGCGGUCUGCAGGACGGCGGAGCCACGGGUUUUGCGGCGCCUGGGCGGAAGAUGAUGGCCUUAGAAGGCCUUCCGGAGCCGACCCAGGCAGAGCUCGCCCGCAUGGCGGAUGACCUGAAGCGCGUGCAGGCCUUCCUGGGCAUGAGCCCCGCGGGUGUGGUGCCGGUGGCUGCUGCAGCCCCUGAGGUCGCCAAGGCCGUGGCGGUGGCGCCGGCGGAGGGCCGCAGCACCGGUGUGGAGCCGUGGGGCGCACCGGGCAGGGAGCCAAGACAACCAGGACAGGAAGUCAAGAACCUGGGUGAGGUGGUUCGUGACGUGGAUCACAACAACCGGCGCAUGGCGCAGCUCGAGGAAGCGCUUCGGGCUGCGGGAAUACCCAUACCGCCGCCGCAACAAGCUACCGCCGUAGCGGUGGCCCCAGGCCAGGAACCGGCCGGCCAGCGGCAACGCAACGCCGUCAGCGUUUGGCCUGGACUGGGCUCUGAAGGCGCCGCGGGCAUGGCGCCGCCGCGCAAGCUGGCCGCCAUGGAAGGUCUUCCUGAACCAGCACAGGCGGAGCUCGCCCGCAUGGCGGAUGACCUGAAGCGCGUGCAGGCCUUCCUGGGCAUGAGUCCCGCCGGUGUGGUGCCGGUGGCUGCUGCAGCCCCCGAGGUCGCCAAGGCCGUGGCGGUGGCGCCGGCGGAGGGCCGCAGCACGGGUGUGGAGCCGUGGGGCGCACCGGGCAGGGAGCCAAGACAACCAGGACAGGAAGUCAAGAACCUGGGCGACCUGGUAAAGGAGGUCGACGGCUACAAGCAGCGGACGGCCGCACUGGAGGAAGCGCUGAGGGCGGCCGGCAUCCCGGUGCCUCGCCCGGCUGAGGCAGCGGCGACUGGAGUAGCAGGAACGGGGGAGCAGCCGGGCCAAGGCCGACAGCGCAACGGCGUGAUGGUGACAGCGGGCGGUCUUGCAGGCCCCGAGCAGGCAGGCUUUGCACCACCUCAGAGGCGAGGCCCGGCGGGCGCAGGGGAAGAUGCGGUGAGUCCCGAGCUCGCCCGCAUGGCGGAUGACCUGAAGCGCGUGCAGGCUUUCCUGGGCAUGAGCCCCGCCGGUGUGGUGCCGGUGGCUGCUGCAGCCCCUGAGGUCGCCAAGGCCGUGGCAGUGGCGCCGGCGGAGGGCCGCAACACGGGUGUGGAGCCGUGGGGCGCACCGGGCAGGGAGCCAAGACAACCAGGACAGGAAGUCAAGAACCUGGGCGAUCUUGUCAAAGACCUGGACGACAACAAGCAGCGCGUGAAGCAGCUGGAGGAGGCGCUCCGUUCCGCGGGCAUUCCGCUGCCGCCGCCUGCAGCGGCGGGUGCCGUGGCGCCGGCGGAGCCACAGCAGCCAGGCGGGCAGCGAGGCCGGAACCUGGUGGCGGUUUCACCGGGCCUGGUGCCGCCAGAGGGGGCCACUGGCUUUGCGGCGCCGCGACGAGGGCCGGGAUCGGAAGCGCCUCCGGAGUCGCUUCCGGCCCGUGUGGACGCACUUCAGGACGACGUGAAGCGCGUGAAGGCAUUCCUGGGCAUGCAGGAUGGUGCUGCAAGUCCGGCAACAGGUGCCGGGCCGGACGGCGCCAAGGAGAAGGGCGCCGCGCCGGCGGCAGCGGACAAGGGCCCGUGGGCUGGGCCGGGUCGCGAUAAGGGCACCGCUGGCGGCGGCGAGGGGGUGGCCAAGGAGCUGGAGGAAGUGAAGCAACAGCUGAAUGAUUUGGACCGGGCGUUGCGUGGUGCCGGUAUGGGCUACAUGCUCCCCAAGGACAAGGACAGCGGGCCCACCCCGGUGCAGCGGCAGACGGAGCCCGCGGACAAGCAACGCGGUGGCGUUGCCGUUACCGCGGGAGGGCUUCAGCGGCCCACGGACGCUGCCGGCUUCCCUGCGCUGACCCGCAAGGACGGUCUGCCGCCCAUCGAGAACCCCAGCUUCGUGGACGCCAACGACUACGGCAAGCUCAAGGAUGACGUGGACAAGCUCAAGGCGUUCUUGGGGAUGGAUGCGGCCAAGACGGCCCCUGCGGCGGCGGCGGCGGCGGUAGCGGCAGCAGGGCCAGCGGCGGCGGCAGCUGGCAACGAACCGUGGGCUUCGAAGAAUCUGAAGGACAAGGCGGAUGAGGUCGCCGCCGUGUCGGACGUCAAGGGCGGUGGGCCCGCUGCGGCGGGCGGCCGCAACCGCAACCCCAUCGCGGUCAGCCCGGGCAUGGUGGAUGAGGGUGCCAAGGGCUUUGCGCCUCCUGACCGCAAGCAAGCCGGCGAGCCACCGGAAGGUAUCUCCAACCCUGUCGUGGUGGACGGCGAGGACUACAAGCAGCUGAAAAAGGCGCUGGAGGAUCUUCAGGCUGCGGUGGGGCAGCAGGGGCCGGCGCCGGCUGCGGCAGACGGCAAGAAGCCCAAGAGCCUCAAAGAGGACACGGACGACAUCAAGAAGUUCGUCCGCGCGAUGGGCAAGGAUGUGGGCGCCAUGGGCAACGACAUGCAGGCGCUGAAGAAGCAUCUAGACGAUGUGGAGGGCUCCAUGAACCGGGCUCUGGCCAACCUUGCUGCAGAGAUGGCUCGACUUAAGACGGCUCCAAGAGAGGAGGAGCCCGACAGCCCGGAGCCCAAGCAGGAGAAACGGAAGCUAGAGGCCGCGGGGGAUAACAUGGCGGACACCAUCAACGCUAUGGCGGCGCUCAACGCCGCGCAGCAGCAGCAGCUGGCACGUGCGACUGACGACACGCGCGCGGAGGACAUUGACGCGCUCAAUGAGGCGAUGCGGCAGAGCGAGAAUCAGCUGGCCCGUCUGCUAGCGUUCCUUAAGCAAGACGUAAUGGACCGGUUCGCGGUGCAUGAGAAGACGCUCAUUCGGAUGGCCAAGCAGAUCGACUUCAUUCAGCGCAUGCUGAAGGGCGAGUUCGACGACCAGCGGGAUGCGGCCCGGGAGGCGGGGAGCACUCUCACGGUGGCCGCCCCGGACGGCAGUGUGGUCACCAGCACCACCGGCGGCACCGGCGGGGAAAUGGAGCUCCAGGCUUCUUAA
This is a messenger RNA of Volvox carteri f. nagariensis, 9117 nucleotides long. RefSeq lists its product as uncharacterized. The coding region runs from base 1 to 9117 and encodes 3038 amino acids. NCBI's taxonomy places the organism in Eukaryota, Viridiplantae, Chlorophyta, Chlorophyceae, Chlamydomonadales, Volvocaceae. The record is from RefSeq and is a predicted model, not a curated record. The transcript has 46 exons.